AUGUCUCUCUCAAGCCUGGAAGAGGCGUGCCAGCACGCAGUGGACGUUCUUAUACAAGUUUUAGGCAAUGAGGAUCUGCACGCCGCGGCGCGGGGGAUGCCAUACACCGACGUGCGGAUACACAUUGCGGAGUUGUCGCCGAUCGAGGAGGGCCUAGUGCUGCAGGGCAAGUUGGUCCGCCAGCAGGCCUCCAUGCUGCUCUACCAGCUGGGCGCAGGUUGCUCUUCCGAUGUGAAAGACGGGGCUAACAAAAAUACAGCGGCCCGAGGGAAAUAUAACCCACCGCGCUUUAUCGAUGCCCCGUUGUUUGUCCGCAAGUCACGACUUCUGCGCGAGAGGGCACGACGUGUUGGCAUAACUCUCAGUAGCCUCAAACAUGUUGGUUUGUUGAAUGAAGAGUCUCUUGGGCGUCGCGUCAUCACGGAUCGCGCAUUUGGCGCUCUAAGAGAGCUGCUAGACAUGCUUGUGGCUGUGGCAGCAACGCUCGCGGAGACGCCGUCACCGUCUGACUUUCGCUCUUACGCGACGUCCGUCGAAACUGUUGCAGAUGCACUCCAAGAUUCUGCCAGUCGGUCAAGCUUUCAGCCGACGGGCUGCCAUUGUCCCAUUGCGGAUGUAAUUAAUGGUGAUGCGCCAGAAAAUGGUUUUUCUGUGGGGCCGUUGCAUAGACAUCGAGAUGAAAUCACGUCGGAGCCUUCGAAUCCUGAAGCAGAGCAGCAGAAGGAAAAACAAGGAAACAAUGACCACAAGACAAGCAGAAGAAGUAGUAGCUCUGAGAGGAAAAAAGGGCCGUUGCUUGUCGAAAAGGCACGUUCACCGUUGCCUGUGCUGGCGUACAAGGCAACCGCUCCCGCCUCUACGUCUGCUUCGUCUGAGAAGACCCCCUCGGCGGCGUUAACGUCGCCGCUGCUUCGCUACGAGCAACGUACGUUAUUGGCACCGCAUGAGGCAAGUGAGGCAGAUACGGAAUGUGUGGGUUUGUUGGAAACGGGAGUAUUAGAUUCACACAAGCCUUUGGGAGAGGUCUGUGAUGAUAGCACUCACUUCCCCGCAUGUAAGCAGCGCCAGAUGCCGCUUAGCACGGCUCCGCAGGUUCCUGACCGCAGGCUGAACACAAAAGCCUCUGGUAACGCGGGUUUUUCGACUCGCGUCACAAGGCAUGACCGGUUGUUCCGUGGACAAUUGUGGCGUGAAUUGCUUCGUGGUGGUGAAGCUGCUGCUGCUGAAUGGAAAGACGUGUUUAUAUCUGAAGUUGGAAUGCUGUUUGGGAUCCCCAACGAGUGGGUGACCAACGUGCACUUGGUAGAAGAUAAGGCGAUAGGACUUACUGGCGGUGACCAGAUUGUAAGGUUCGAGGUGCUCCUUCCCUCCUCUCUUGAGAAGGAUGAUAUUGCGUUGCGAAUACGACAACAUGAAUUUACCGGGAUGCUCCUGCUCUACGAAAACUUGCAGGAACGAAGGGAUCGAGAACAGGAGGAAGAAGUGAAAACAGCGGGCCGACAGGAGGAAGAAGAUGACAUGGAGGAGCGUGAUGGCUCCGCUGGAUCAGUGACAAGUCAAGACGUGACUUUCACGACACCACUGGACUUUGAACGGACAAUCCUUCCUCGCGGCGACACCGACAGCGCAAUCAAAGACAUUGACAAUAAAAGGGAUGGAGACAAGGGUUCUCCAGUGGAUCUGCUCACGUCGUUGUCUGUUACUGAGUCACUCUCGCGUGUUGCAUUGCAGGCUCAGGAAAACCAUAAGCGGAGCCUCUUCAUGACAACAUCUGCCAAGAAUAGGCACAUGAUGGAGCGGGAGCGGCUGCGACCUGCCACUUUAACUGAGGGAUCAUCUCCCACGCGCCACCACAUAGAGCAGUGGGGGGCGCGUGGCGACCGUGAGGACGCGGGGUGCUGCGAUGAUACGACCCAGCUUCCCGCACGCUGCUUCACUCUCCCAAAUCAACAGUCCGUGCAGCUGCCGCCGUCCCUGCAGGACGGCGGGGAGAAGGAGCGGCCCUCGUCACCUUCCUCCUCAAGGUCUUCCAGCGAUAGCGGCAACGGAGGUGACAGUCCCGCACUGCGGAGUCGUACACCGCCCCUGUUUGCACGAAAAGAUCUCACUUCACCGCAGAAAAUGCAAAAGUCGCCUACAAUGUGGCUUACCACAACUCAUGAAAAGGUUAUUCGUGGAGAGAGAUGGGAGACUGUGCUCGUUGAGAAUGAAGAUAGUGUGCGCCGCACAUUUGCGACGGAGCUCACCGAUUUGUUUGAACUUCCUGAGGAAAGUGUGAGAAAUGUGGAGUUUGCACCAGGUGGACUCCGCGUUACGUUUGAUUUGGUUCAUGAUCGUUACCUACACGAAUCAGAGAUCAACGCACUUCUCGCCGUGUUUGAUUUCCCGCAGGUUCGCAGUCUUUACCAGCGGUGCCUUGACUGCGGCAACAAAAGUCCUUAUCGCCUCAGUGAUGAUACUUGCGGCGGAGACAGCGUCAGAAACAGCGGUGACAUAAAAGUUGUUGACACCGAUGAUGCGAAGAAUUCUUCUUUGGCGUUUAGCGGGGCUAUAGACAUAGAUCUCCAGUGCAGUGACCCCCUAGACGAUAAUGCAUCCAUGCCUAAAGUUGAGGGCAGCCAACAGAUGCCUGAUCAUCAACCGCAUUUCCCGCUGCGGGUGCCCACCAUGGUGUGGGAUGGCACCGUCACUCCAGACAAUGAACCUGUUACACUUGCACAUUUGUCACUUCUGCACGACCUGCCACUCAAUGUGCUCAUCGAGGCAAACCCACAUCUUGCUUCUUUUGGCGUCAACGAGCCACUGUCGCUUUCGGCAAGUGUUGCGAUACCACGUGGCGAGCUCGAGGAGGAUUUUAUGCGCCUCGCGGAGGGCAGUGAUGCACUGGGCUCACGCAGCAUGACGCCGUCUUUGACGAGUCCUACACCGUCCCGUAUUCAUACAUUGCGCGAGGCUGAAAGCUCCCGUGCGGGGCCGCUCAUGAACCUCAAGAGCGUUGCGAAGAAGCUUGGUGUGAGUGUGCAGACGCUGCGGCAGCGUAAUCCGCACCUUGACGCGUACAGCGACAUUGAACUGCUGCCGCGGAACUGUUCCAUCAACAUCCCAGCACUGCUCUUCGGAGCGCCGGAGUCAGCGAGUGGAUUCUCCUCCGUGCGCAGCAGUCCCCGGGCCCUCGCUGCGCCUGCGGCAAACCCGACGGCCUCCGUUGUGACAUGUAGCAGGGGAACAGAUGCGGCGGUCGAGCCUCCUAGGAAAACGCUUCUUGAGGAGCUCAAGCAGCACCACCCGCGGGGGUUGGAGCAAACAGCGGCAGCGAAUGUGCAGAUUUUCAUGGGUGAACAAGCACCGCCGCAUUCACUGCGGCCGUGUCCGCAAAACGUUAUGCACACAGAGAAUGGCAGCGUGACGACGGCCAAAUCACCGUCUUCGACGUCGUCGCCUCCGCCUCCACGUGGGUCGACAUCGUCUGGGCACAGUGACACAGUGCAAUCGCUUAUGCAUUCGGACACACGUCCUCCCUCUGUGACUACUGUCUCGCACCCGCACCCUGGUCGCAUUUCCACAAACCUGUCGGAUGCCGUAGUGGGCCGUGAACAGGCGGUGCUGGUGAUGGAGCGGUCGCAAUUCCAAUUUCUCCUCAUUCGAUUCUUUGCCAAAUGGCAAUAUAUGGCUCAAAUGCGGAGGGGUAUGAGACAGUUGGUAUGCGUACCAGCGAUUUCUGCCAAAGGAAGACUCGAUUUGCCCGAAGCACCAUUAAACCUUCAUUGCCGUUUACGCACACUGAGGACGAAGGGCGGGCAAAGACCCCGACAUGCAGUGUCCCCGAGGAUGGGUGUGACACCGAACCAAGGAACACGCCUUAUUGCGAAGACAAUGGAGGCCAUCGCGCGCACCCAAAGUCGAACCACCUCGCCGCGAGCCGAGUCAAGAAGGAGACCUGCAGCGGAGCUGGCAUCUGGCCGUUCUCGGUGGCAGCAGCAGCAGCAGGGGAGCGCAAAGACACGCACGUCUUCUGCAAAUCCACCGCUUAGAGGUGUAGUCUCCGGCCGUAGCGCGAUAUCACCACUCAGGUCGUCACGUAGCGAGAAUCGAACGCUUUCACAGCCUCCUACUGCUCACAGCAACACGACGCGCCUCGGUUUCAGUCGCGCAAGCAGCACACAUUCCAUCUCCCGCGCGUCGUCACUCGACCGAAGAAGAAAGUUAAGGGAUGAAUCGGUGAUGUCGGAGCAGUUGCCGUUGGGCCUCCUCCUCACCUCCUCGCUAGAGGUUGCGGAGGCCGUUGGGGAGGCGGCGGAGGCGGGCAUCCGGCGCGGCGAUCGUCUCGUUGAGGCUGGCGGAAACCGUCUGCAGACGUUAAAGGACUUUCAUGCGGCGUUAGCUGCAGCCAUCAGUCCACAUUUGUUUGUGACGGUUGCGAAGAAGAGCAAUGGUGCGCUCACGGCGUACAGGGUGCAGCGACGUGAGUGGGACGACGCGGGUGCACCAGUAAAUAUCUCUCCACGUGCGUCACUGGCAGAGUCCAAGACCGCCCCUGUGCUUACUGCGGCAAAGAGUGUUGCUUUGACUGCUUUGCGUGUGCGCAGCGGCAGCAACAACAGCAGUGGCCGCACCGUUGUUCCGCCGCCUGUGCCGCAGCGCAGGAGCAUAUCUUCGACUCCACUCUCGCGUGACGCUCGUGGCAGCUACGAGGCUCGUAGGCUGCAGAAGGAGCCGCAGCAGCGCUAG
Messenger RNA from Trypanosoma grayi, 4728 nucleotides. Its product is annotated as Tcc44h21-2.5. The coding region runs from base 1 to 4728 and encodes 1575 amino acids. Lineage: Eukaryota; Euglenozoa; Kinetoplastea; Trypanosomatida; Trypanosomatidae. The record is from RefSeq and is a predicted model, not a curated record. The transcript has a single exon.